Messenger RNA from Lactuca saligna, 339 nucleotides. NCBI's taxonomy places the organism in Eukaryota, Viridiplantae, Streptophyta, Magnoliopsida, Asterales, Asteraceae. The record is from the annotation of a GenBank genome assembly.
AUGAGGUUCUUCUUCCUCCUACUGUUGUUACAGUGCAUUCCCAACUCAUUCGCUGCCAAAAUCAGUCCUCCAUUUCCACUUGGGACCUUUCUACCAGCCAUUAUUACUUGGUUCGGUGUCACCUACGGACGAGCUCACAGGCUUUUUCCUCCCGAAAUAGGAAACUUAACAAACCUCCAACAACUCUACCUUGGACACUACAAUGGUUACACCGGUGGUAUUCCUCUAGAAAUUGGUAAUUUAUCAAGCCUCAUUCACCUCGAUGCUGCCAACUGUGGUCUCUCCGAUGAAGUUCCUUCGGAAAUCGAGAAGCUUCAAAACCGGGACACGGUGUGGUGA